Brassica rapa (field mustard) is the source of this 2019-nucleotide messenger RNA. Its product is annotated as rac-like GTP-binding protein ARAC10. Gene Ontology annotation, molecular function: GTP binding; GTPase activity. Lineage: Eukaryota; Viridiplantae; Streptophyta; Magnoliopsida; Brassicales; Brassicaceae. Gene Ontology annotation, biological process: small GTPase-mediated signal transduction. The record is from RefSeq and is a predicted model, not a curated record.
CAUAACUGUACAAUCUGUAUCUAUUAACAAACAAAAAUGAAUUAUUUGGUAAGAAUGUUCGAUAUAUAAAAGUUGCUAUGAUUCUUUUGUGAUUCUUGAAUUUUUGUUGCUGGUUGUUGCCAACGAACUCUUGUUGGUCGAGUUUACAUUAUAUUAUGGAGUAAAUUCCAUGAUAAAGUUUUUGAAAAUAUACAGGUCCACAUAAAAGGCCAGGCCAUUUUCUACAAGUAUAAAUAAAAUAACAAAUAUUAUAUAAACAGUUGCAAACCAUACUAUUUUUCUAUUUUAAUUAUAAACAUUAAUUUAUAAUAAUAGUCAAGUAGCAUGAUAAACAUAUUUUUAUAACAGAAAAAAAAACUGAUAAAUCUUUUCGUAUAAUGUAUUUGUUGAAAUGCUGGUUUCAGUGAUUUUCUAUGGAGCUGUUUUGUUUAAUGAUAAAACAUCCUAAAAUUCUAUAUAAAACUCAUAAUAAGCUAGAACAUCCACAUUAGGAGUAUUUUAAAGGAUCAUCCAAUGAGAACAAAAGAAAAAUAUUGAAAAAGAAGGAAAAUGGUGUGGAAAUGCUAGAAAAGUUUUUUAAAUUAGAUAUGUAAUAUUUUUCUUUUUGAGAAGCCCAUCUUCACAUGUCAUAUUGAUUUAGAUUUUUUUUAAAUAAAUAGAUAAUCAAAUUUUAAUUAAAAAAACCAAUGUUGUAUUUGGGUUGAUACUUAUAAGAGUAUCUCACCAUUGAAGAAGUUUUUAUGCUCUAUAGUCUAUACUAUUUCACAUGGCAUAUCCGAGAGAAACACAAAAAUAACAAAAACAUGUAUUCAACAGUACAUGUUAGUGCAUGCACAUAUGAUAUGAAUGACAUCAUCAGCCAUCUUGACUUGUUGUCACUAUUGCUCAACGUGACUAUUAUUAAAGACUGCAUAGUAAAUGGUUAUUACCGUGGCGUAAUAAUAUGUAUUGUAACAACUGGUGUUGUGUCAUUAACUCAAGAAGCAAAAGAUGGAUGCUCAUCAUGUGAGUUCACCACCGCUCCUUCAAAACAAAGCCAACAAACACCCAUUUAAACACAUUUAUAUUUAAUUAUCUCACUCCUCUCAUAUUAAAGUAAUCAUCACCUCACUUUUAUCUCUCUCUCUCUGUUUUAUUCUUGUGAAUGUGUUGUAGAGAAGAAGAAUGGCUUCAAGUGCUUCAAAGUUCAUCAAAUGUGUAACUGUUGGUGAUGGUGCCGUUGGUAAAACCUGUAUGCUCAUCUGCUACACCAGCAACAAGUUCCCUACUGACUAUGUACCAACGGUUUUUGACAACUUUAGUGCAAACGUUGUAGUUGAAGGAACUACUGUGAACUUAGGGCUAUGGGAUACUGCUGGGCAAGAAGACUAUAACAGAUUAAGGCCUUUAAGUUACAGAGGAGCAGAUGUUUUCGUCUUGUCUUUCUCAUUGGUUAGCCGAGCUAGCUAUGAAAAUGUUUUUAAAAAGUGGAUCCCUGAACUCCAACACUUUGCUCCAGGAGUUCCAUUAGUUCUUGUCGGUACCAAAUUAGAUCUCCGUGAGGAUAAGCAUUAUCUGGCUGACCAUCCUGGACUAUCCCCUGUAACUACUGCACAGGGAGAGGAGUUGCGUAAGCUAAUUGGUGCAACAUAUUACAUUGAAUGUAGCUCAAAAACUCAACAGAAUGUCAAAGCAGUUUUUGAUUCGGCAAUCAAGGAAGUGAUCAAACCGGUGGUUAAACAGAAGGACAAGACCAAGAAAAAGAAGAAGCAACAGUCGAAUCACCACGGGUGUUUAUCGUGAGUAAACGUUUUGUGUGGGAGGAUAGUGACUCGGCAUUGAUGAUAACCCAAACUCUGUCUGAUGUUUUGUAUUCCACUUUUGAGUUUGUAUGAUAAAUGAGAGACAUUAUAUAUAUAUAUAUAUAGAUUGAAUCAUAGUCAAUCAAUAGUUUACAUGGAAGAGAGAGAUAGAGAGCUUUUACUAUUAUUGUCAAACUCAAUUAUGUUUUAUUUGUUUCAAACCUGUCACUGCAAUAUA